This is a messenger RNA of Helianthus annuus (common sunflower), 1565 nucleotides long. RefSeq names its product reticulocalbin-2. Lineage: Eukaryota; Viridiplantae; Streptophyta; Magnoliopsida; Asterales; Asteraceae. Gene Ontology annotation, molecular function: calcium ion binding. Bases 240 to 1370 code for a protein of 376 amino acids. The record is from RefSeq and is a predicted model, not a curated record. The transcript has 6 exons. Gene Ontology annotation, cellular component: endoplasmic reticulum.
UGAAAUCACGAAAUCAGCGAAACAGAUCUACCACCGUUUUCUCCAUCAUGCUUUUCUCUCCAAAAUCUUGAUUCUUGAUCUUCAAUCCAAUCUUUCCCACAUCUCAAUUUCACUCGCAUUAAAUUAACAAAGCACCCACAAACACCCCAAUCUAAAUCAAGAUUUGACCCACCAAAAUUACAUAAAACACCCCACCGCCACCACCACAACCACCACCACCACCGUCACCACCACCACAAAUGGGCAAACUCUCAGUCAUAAUCUACAUCACAGUAGCCUUAUUCCUCCUCCUAUUAAUCUCACAUUCCCCCAACAAAUCCCACCGGAACAACCACCACCGGCGCCACCGCCGCCUCAAACUCCGGUCCAACUUCACCACCACAACCCCAUCAGACCACCACAUCUCAUUCGACCCACUAGUCGCCGACAUUGAGCGCAAACGAGAAGACAAACUAUGGGAAAAGACCCACUAUUUUGAAAACAAUAAUAAUGAACCGGAACAUGAACCGGCGCCUGGAAUGGAGGCGCAGCCGGAAUGGGAGGAUUUUAUUGAUGCGGAAGAUUACUUGAAUGAUGAACACAAGUUUAAUAUUACUCAUAGGUUGGUGGUGUUGUUUCCCAGUAUUGAUGUAGAUCCUACUGACGGUUUUGUGACGGAACAUGAGUUGACUGAGUGGAAUCUUGAGCAGUCUCAAAGGGAGGUGUUGCAUCGGAGUCAACGGGAGAUGGAGUUGCAUGAUAAGAAUCGUGAUGGCUUGGUUUCUUUUGAGGAGUAUCAGCCGCCCAGUUGGGUUCGUGAUUCCGAUAAUAGUUCAUUUGGGUAUGAUAUGGGUUGGUGGAAAGAGGAGCAUUUUAAUGCAUCUGACGCUGACGGGGAUGGUUUUCUGAAUAUAACCGAGUUCAAUGACUUUCAACAUCCUGCAGACACUAAAAAUCCAAAACUUCUUCAGUGGCUGUGCAAGGAGGAAGUAAGGGAAAGAGAUAGCGACAGAGAUGGUAAGAUAAAUUUCAAAGAGUUCUUCCAUGGACUCUUUGACCUGGUAAGAAACUAUGAUGACGAAGCUCAUAAUUCUUCGCAUGAAUCUACUGAUUCAUUGGAAUCCCCGGCAAGAAACUUUUUCGCGCAGCUUGACAAAGACGGUGACAGAUACUUGUCUGAUGUGGAACUGUUAUCUAUCAUUGGAAAGCUUCAUCCAUCAGAGCGAUAUUAUGCUAAACAGCAGGCGGAUUAUAUUAUAUCACAGGCUGAUACAGAUAAAGAUGGGCGGUUGUCAUUGGCAGAAAUGAUCGACAGUCCAUAUGUAUUUUAUAGCGCCAUCUUCAAUGAGGAUGAAGAUGAAGAUUAUGAAUACCAUGAUGAGUUUCGUUAAAUCUGAGUUUAGGUAAAGACUAGGAUUCAUUUGAUGUAUGGAUAUUUAUGUUUGCAGCAUAGUUUUAGAGUUUGUUGAUGUUCUUCAUAUGUAAUAGCUAGGUUCUAAAGCAAUUUUAUGUCAUUUUUCCUAAUUUUGACUUCAGUUUCUGAACUAUAGUUGGGAUUUCAAAUAUAGUAAACACUUUUUACUUCA